Molecule: messenger RNA, 1968 nt
Organism: Corythoichthys intestinalis (scribbled pipefish)
Lineage: Eukaryota; Metazoa; Chordata; Actinopteri; Syngnathiformes; Syngnathidae
Product: zinc finger protein OZF-like
Exons: 8
Coding region: 1-1668 (555 amino acids)
Source: RefSeq, a predicted model, not a curated record
AUGCCAUACGGUAAGCGAAGAAACCUGUACCUCCCCUCAGGCGUGUUGAAGGUACACAGUUUGGAGCUCUCCUCGUCCAACCUGCGCUGCCAGAAGCCUCAUGAUGCAUUAAAUCUAAAUGUUACCCAAGCCCAUCGUCCUGAGCACCAGGAGUCUGUAUGCAUUAAGAAAGAGGAGGAGGAAGAGUCACCAUAUAUCAAGGAGGAGGAAGAGUCCGUACCCAUUCAAGUGUUCAAGUUGAUUUCUCACCUCCUUCAGUUGGGAGUAAAGAUGAGGCUGGCUCAUAAAGGGUGUCAGGAGACAGAGCUGCUGAGCCAGACGCAGCAAGAGGAGUUGUGCUUGUGCCUAUUACAACAGGCCACUACUUUGCUCUUCUGUCAAGCACAAGGUUUUAGCAAAUAUUUUGAGUGGCCGGAGUCUGAGUCUCCUGGCUUUAAAGAGGAAGUCGAGCACCCGAAUAUGAAACAGCAAGAGCCAGAGCACCCUCAACAGCAAAAGAGAGAAGUACAACUUCCAAUCAAAAAGGAGGAGGUAGACGCUGGUGAGCCCUUGAGGAGUGAUGAUGAUCUGAGUGAGGCCAACAGAAGAGCGGAGCCUCCAAGCGGCAGCAGCAGCUCAAUAAAAGGAUUGCAAACUGACAUUUUCAACGCUCCAUCAGACAGAAAUGGCACCACGAGCCACAAUGUUGAAAAACCUUUUGUCUGCUCAGUUUGUGGUCAUAAAUUCCAUCGGGAGGGCAACUUAAACACACACACAAAAACCCACACUGGCGAAAAACCUUUUUCCUGCUCAGUUUGUGGUAAAAAAUUCACUCAAAAGAGUAGCUUAAACACCCACACGAAAAUCCAUACCGGAGAAAAACCUUUUUCCUGCUCAGUUUGUGGUAAAAAAUUCACUCGAAAGAGUGACUUAAACAGACACACAAGAUCUCACACUGGUGAAAAACCUUUUUCCUGCUCAGUUUGUGGUCAAAGAUUCAGUCUUAAGAGUAACUUAAAAGUACACUCAAGAACCCACACUGGCGAAAAACCUUUUUCCUGCUCAGUUUGUGGUAAAAAAUUCACUCAAGAGAGUAGCUUAAACACCCACACGAAAAUCCAUACCGGAGAAAAACCUUUUUCCUGCUCAGUUUGUGGUAAAAAAUUCACUCGAAAGAGUUACUUAAAAGUACACUCAAGAACCCACACUGGCGAAAAACCUUUUUCCUGCUCAGUUUGUGGUCAGAUAUUCACUCAAAAGAGUAGCUUAAACACCCACAUGAAAAUCCAUACCGGAGAAAAACUUUUUUCAUGCUCGGUUUGUGGAAAAAGAUUCACUCGCAAGAGCGUCUUAAACACACACACAAGAACCCACACUGGUGAAAAACCUUUUUCCUGCUCAGUUUGUGGUCAAGGAUUCAUUUGGAAGGAUCAUAUGAGGAGACACAACAAAAUCCACACAGGUGAAAAACCUUUCUCCUGCUCCUUUUGUGGUAAAAAAUUCUCUGACAAAGGCAACUUGAAAAGACACACAAGAACCCACACUGGUGAAAACCCUUUCUCCUGCUCCGUUUGUGGUAAAAAAUUCUCUGACAAAGGCAACUUAAAAAAACACAAGAACCCACACAGGAGAAAAACCAUUUUCCUGCUCAGUUUGUGGUCAAGGGUUCGCUUGGAAGUAUCAGAUUAAGAGACAAGUGUGUGUCUGAAAUCUGCUUUGUCUAAUCCUUGUAUUGUGUGGAUCCACACGAUAGUACUUGCUCACCUGAUUUAACUGUCAAGUUAAGUGGCAUUUUUUUAUACUAUACUCCCCCUCUUUCAAAUAUUAACUCUUCACAGUUAAUAUUUGAAACAGUAGAUCCCAAAUUACAAAAAUUCUGAAUCAUUGAUAAAUAAUAUAAUUACAAUCAAUAUGGAAAAUUAUGAUUGGCUCACAAAUAAUGUUUUUGGGGUGGGGAUGAUUACAAAUAAAAAAAAUUACUAUUACUAC